AUGAAUCCAUCCGUUGUUUGGCUGUAAUUGGUGUAAACACCUUUGCAUCUUGAUAAUUGAUAAAGACAAAGCAUUUACACUUCACAGAAACUAAUUUUUGUAGCAGUAAAAUCACUUCAGAGGGGCAGCUGUAAGCUUGCUGUUUGCUUCUUUGGUUUUAUUAUAUGCUUUGAUUUUUGGUAAAUGUGUUGAUAUUAUAUGGAAGGGAGAAGAUAGGUGCCCCCAUGUGAGAUGCUUUUACUGAGGCUCAUAAUGAUAUUGGCCCCUCUUUACUCUUCCUACUGAUUCUUGAUUUCUUUCUCUUACUUCCUUGAAAAAAGAUUGCUUUUCUUUCUUUCUUGUAUUCCUUUCUUUCAAGUUUUUGAGAGUUUUUAGGCACACCCUUUUCUUUAUAUGCUUUAUAUUUUCAUUAGGGGUUGAGCCAAAAACCAAAAAUACACUACAGCAACAAGAAGAAGAGAAGAAGCAGCAUGAGUGGAAAUCAUAGAGGAGGGGGUGCUAUGGCUGGUCUUUUUGUGGUUCUUUUGACUGUUUACUUUAUUACUUUUAGCCAUGCCUCACCCACCAUUCUUUCUGAUUUGAAUGCUCCAAAAUUCAGGCACUCACGUCUUGCGAAGAGUGCUAUACAACGCCAAACUUCCAAUGAAGAAGUGUCACAACUUUGGACACCUUUGGAACACCAAGGAUGGAAACCUUGUUCUGAAUCUGAUGCUGCCUCCAUACCUGAAAAAUCUGAGGGAUACGUUCAAGUGUUCCUUGAUGGAGGACUAAAUCAACAGAGGAUGGGGAUCUGUGAUGCAGUUGUCGUUGCCAAAAUUCUGAAUGCCACACUUGUGAUCCCUCAGUUGGAAGUAAAUCCUGUUUGGCAAGAUUCAAGCUCAUUCGAGGACAUCUUUGAUGUGGAUCACUUCAUCAAUGCAUUGAAAGAUGACGUAGCUAUAGUCAAAGAGUUGCCUGAUGAAUUCUCUUGGAGCACGCGAGAAUAUUAUGGCGUAGCUAUCCGACCUACAAGAAUCAAGACUGCUCCAGUUCAUGCUUCAGCAAAUUGGUAUUUAGAGAAUGUGUCACCUGUACUGCAGAGUUAUGGAAUCGCUGCCAUAGCACCAUUUUCUCACCGGCUGACGUUUGACAACAUGCCCAAGUACCUCCAACACCUACGAUGUAAAGUCAACUUUCAAGCAUUGGCCUUUGUUCCGCACAUCAGACAACUCGGGGAUGCCCUUAUCACUCGCCUGAGGUUUCCUCCUAGUGAAGACAACAUGGUUAGUAACAACUACCUUAGAGAGGUUACUGAUCUUAAGCCCAAACAAGGAGGUGGCAAGUUCGCUGUUCUUCACCUUCGCUUUGACAAGGAUAUGGCUGCUCAUUCAGCCUGUGAUUUUGGUGGUGGCAAGGCUGAAAAUUUGGCUCUAGCUAAAUACAGGCAAGUAAUUUGGGGAGGAAGGGUCAUCAACUCGCAAUUUACUGAUGAAGAAUUAAGGAGUCAAGGACGGUGCCCAUUGACCCCCGAAGAAGUUGGAUUGCUGCUGGCAGCUUUGGGAUUCGACAACAACACUCGUCUAUAUCUUGCCUCCCAUAAGGUUUAUGGCGGGGAACGCAGGGUUUCAGCCUUAAGAAGUUUGUUUCCCCUGAUGGAAGAUAAAAAGAGCCUUGCUUCUUCUGAGGAAAGAGCUCUUAUCAAAGGAAAGGCUUCAUUAUUGGCUGCAGUUGAUUAUUAUGUUGGCAUGCACAGUGAUAUUUUCGUUUCCGCCUCCCCUGGAAAUAUGCACAAUGCAAUGGUGGGACACAGAACAUACAACAAUAUGAAGACAAUAAGGCCAAACAUGGCAUUGUUAGGCCAGCUUUUCUUGAACAAGACACUCACUUGGCCUGAGUUUCAAGAAUCAGUAAUUGAAGGGCACCAAAACAGACAAGGCCAAAUCAGACUCCGCAAACCCAAGCAAUCCCUCUAUACAUAUCCUGCUCCUGAUUGUAUGUGCCAAGCUUGAGAGGGCCUACCAUAUAGAUCUUUAUUAUUAUUUGUUUGGUCAUCAAAUUAUUGUUUAUUAUGCCUUAUAUUAUAGUUAUAAAUAAGAUGCCACCCCUUUUGUUGACUUGUAGGGGUAAUAUAUAUUUAUGUGUCACCACGUUGAGAUUUACGGUAGGGGUGGAAGGAAUAUGUUGUACAAUAUAUGUGUAUUACUCCUAUGAAGAGUGCAUAUACAGAUAGUAGUAUUCUAGUCUUGACAGAUAUUUUACUAUGUAAUGUCAGUUCUUGUAGUUUAAUCAGAAGGGUGGUUUGUUUCAUUUGGUUGAUGUAGCAGAGGUUGAUAAUUAUCAAAUGGCAACUAGUGGAAUUGAUUUCA
Messenger RNA from Solanum tuberosum (potato), 2345 nucleotides. RefSeq lists its product as uncharacterized. The transcript is spliced from 10 exons. Bases 471 to 1988 code for a protein of 505 amino acids. NCBI's taxonomy places the organism in Eukaryota, Viridiplantae, Streptophyta, Magnoliopsida, Solanales, Solanaceae. The record is from RefSeq and is a predicted model, not a curated record.